Nicotiana tabacum (common tobacco) is the source of this 663-nucleotide messenger RNA. RefSeq lists its product as uncharacterized. The record is from RefSeq and is a predicted model, not a curated record. Gene Ontology annotation, cellular component: chloroplast. NCBI's taxonomy places the organism in Eukaryota, Viridiplantae, Streptophyta, Magnoliopsida, Solanales, Solanaceae.
AUGAAAUUAGAGUCUGCCCCUCAAUUUCAUCCUUUAGUUGCUAAAGCUGCAACCAUAAGUUUAUCAUCAUUCGGACCAGGAGGUCCUUUUAGUUUCGAUUCUUUCUCUCGAAACUGGAAUUCACACAAGAAAAAACUCGAAUCAUCAAAAAAGAAACAGGACAAUUCCUCUAAACACGAGACAACGGGAAAUGAAUGGUUGGAGACAGGGAACUGUCCUAUUGCCAAAUCUUAUAGAGCUGUGUGCCGUGUCCUCCCAUUUGAAGCAACAACUUUUCCGCUGCCUCCUGGAGUGAAGCUUAAAUGCCCGCGGGCAGUUGUUGCAGUCAGGGCAGUCCUUACCCGAACUGCCUUUGUUAAGACGCUGCGGCCACAACCACUGGCUUCAAAGAUGCUUGUCACUGGAGCCUUGGGCGUGGCCGCUAAUAUUCCACUAGGAAUAUGGAGAGAGCACACUGAAAAGUUCUCACUAUCAUGGUUUACAGCAGUUCAUGCCGCUGUUCCCUUUAUCGCCAUGCUAAGGAAGUCGGUUGUCAUACCCGAAACAGCUAUGGCAUUAACUAUUGCUGCUUCUAUCUUGGGGCAGGUCAUUGGCUCAAGAGCAGAGCGACUUCGAAUUGAAGCAAAAGCUGAGAGUCGUAAAUUGGUGGCGCAGAAUUGCUAA